GGGUUUAGGGUUCAGGGUUUAGGGUUCAGGGUUCAGGGUUUAGGGUUUAGGGUUCAGGGUUUAAGGUUCAGGGUUCAUGGGUUUAGGUUUCAGGAUUCAGGUUUUAGGGUUCAGGGUUUAGCACGUAAGGUUUGUCUGCGGGGAUCUUGGAGAGGGGGGGAAAGGAAAGAAAAAGAGAAGGAAAGAAAAAGACGAGGAAGGAAAAAGACGAGGAAGGAAAAAGACGAGGAAGGAAAAAGAGGAGAAAAGAAAAAGAGAAGGAAAGAAAAUGAGGAGGAAGGAAAAAGAGGAGAAAAGAAAAAGAAAAGGAAAGAAAAAGAGGAGGAAAGAAAAAGAAAAGAGGAAAGAAAAGAGGAGGAAGGAAAAAGAGGAGGAAAGGAAAAAGAGGAGGAAAGAAAAAGAAAAGAGGAAAGAAAAGAGGAGGAAAGAAAAAGAGGAGGAAAGGAAAAAGAGGAGGAAAGAAAAAGAAAAGAAAAAGAAAGAAAAAGAAAAGGAAAGGAUAAAAGUAAGGACAUUCUUCAAUUGUUAAAAGAAAAGAAGGCCGGCGAAAUACAUAACCAGAUGAAUCCCAAGGGAGUAUCAUUUGAAGGGAAAUUACAAGAAAUCCUACAGAAAGCACAAUCCUGCUCAUCAGUAUCAGGAUCAGUAUCGAAAUCAGGAAAGGGUAGCACGCAGGAAUGUCUACAGAAGGAACUGGAUACAGCAUUAGAAAAGGAAAAGAAAAGGAAGGAAAAAGAAAAGAGGAGGAAGGAAAAAGAAAAGAGGAGGAAGGAAAAAGAAAAGAGGAGGAAAGAAAAGAAAAAGGAAAAGAGAAAGAAGAAGAGGAGGAAAGAAAAAGAGAAGGAAAAGAAAAGAGAAGGAAAAGGAAAAGGAAAAGAAAAAGAAAAGGAAAAGAAAAAGAAAAGGAAAGAAAAAGAGGAGGAAAGAAAAAGAAAGGAUAAAAGUAAGGACAUUCUUCAAUUGUUAAAAGAAAAUAGGGCCGGUGAUAUACACAAUCGGAUGAAUCCCAAGGGGGGUUCACCAGAAGGGAAAUUAAAACAAGUCCUACAGAAAGCACAAUCAUAUGGCACAAAUAAUAGUGACAUGAAGGACUGCGUACAGCAAAAACUGGAAACAGUAAAAGGUAAGUAA
Molecule: messenger RNA, 1131 nt
Organism: Plasmodium knowlesi strain H
Lineage: Eukaryota; Apicomplexa; Aconoidasida; Haemosporida; Plasmodiidae
Product: SICAvar, type I (fragment)
Exons: 2
Source: RefSeq, a predicted model, not a curated record